UAGUUUACAAUCCCCUUACCCCGUGAGGGGUACCAAGAAACGAAUUAUUGUUGGGCAGUGUAUGUAUGUAUGUAUGUACGAGUGAGUCCCAGAUACGUACCGAUCGAAACGGACACCACAAAUCAAAUUCUAUAAAUUUAUCCUAACUCUAACUAAUUCAGCAAUCUGAUUGGUGAUAUCCGUUUUGAUCUGUGCGUAUUUGGGAUGCUCCCGUAUGUACAUACAUACAUACAUAUAACCAUAAAACAAAAGAAAAUGUUAUUUGAUAUGUCAUUUUUGCUUAGGUUAAAUUAGUAGUACAGCGGUUUCAAUGUGCAUUGGUACACUAGUACAGUUUAAUCAAAUUCGCUAUUAUUAAAUAAAUAGUCAUUUAUUAGUGGAGUUAAUUCAGCGACAGCUGUCGCUGCAGUCGGUGUAGUCGUUUCACGUGACCUGUUUGAGUUGAAUCACGUGACUUUUGUAUGUCAAAUACAGUUUCACCAAGACAAAGACACUGGCUCUGUUUAUGAUUUAGUUUAGUGGCAGCCACGGAAAAGAAAGAUGCCGAUCUUCAGUGCAUGGUGCACCAGCAAAACGCGUUUGGAUGGCAAAAUUGCUGUGAUAACAGGUGCGAAUACUGGAAUAGGCAAGGAAACUGCAAGAGAUUUUACAGAAGAGGGCGCAAGAGUAAUUUUGGCUUGUCGGAAUGUAGAAAAAGCAAAGGCCGCAAUUGAGGAUAUAAAAUGUAAUCCGUUUCCAAGUUAUUUUAGUAACAGCAGAAAAAUGCAAACAGCAGACAAAAAUGGAUUAGGUGACCUCGAGGUUUAUUCACUGGAUCUCUGUAACUUUAAAAGUGUAAAGGAAUGUGCUAAAAAAUUGAUGAAAGAACCAGCCAUUCAUAUAUUAGUAAAUAAUGCCGGUAUAAUGUUUACUCCAUAUCAAAUAACUGAGGAUGGAUUCGAGAUACAGCUACAGUCAAAUUAUCUUGGACAUUUCCUCUUGACAUUGUUAUUAUUGCCAAAAAUGCAAUCAUCCACUCCUGGCUGUAGAAUAAUCAAUGUAUCAUCGCGUGCUCAUAUAUUUGGCAAAAUACACUUUAGUGACAUAAAUCUGAAAAAAUCGUGGUGGUAUAUUCGUCCUUGGAAGGCAUAUUUUCAAAGUAAACUUGCGAAUAUACUGUUUACGAAAGAACUUGCACGUCGAUUAAAAGGUAAUGGAAAUUAAAUGUUAUAGAAGAAUUAAAACUAAUUAAA
This is a messenger RNA of Monomorium pharaonis (pharaoh ant), 1232 nucleotides long. RefSeq names its product retinol dehydrogenase 11-like. NCBI's taxonomy places the organism in Eukaryota, Metazoa, Arthropoda, Insecta, Hymenoptera, Formicidae. The transcript has 5 exons. Bases 541 to 1203 code for a protein of 220 amino acids. The record is from RefSeq and is a predicted model, not a curated record.